AUGUCGAAUCUACCCCGAAGACAAACUGAAAAUGAAAUUCACUGUGAGUACUUUCGAACAAAACAUCCAUGGCAUUUUUAUAUUCAAAAACUAUUCCCCUUUUUGCAGAUUAUUGUCCUUGCCUGCCUUUUCGCCGUUGCCUUCGCCAACGAAGAGGCUGAUGUUGUCAAAGAAUACCGUGAAGUUAACAUCGAAGAUUUCAAAUAUGGCUUUGAAUUGACCAAUAAAAUUCGUGCCUUCCAAGAAGGUCACUUGCAAGACGAAAAAACUUGGCUCGUCAAGGGUGAAUACGAAUUCGUCACCAAGGAUGGCAAACACAUUAAAGUCACCUAUACCGCCGAUGAAUACGGUUAUCAUCCCAAAGUAGAACAUUCUCAAUAAAUUAGUGGAAUUC
Messenger RNA from Musca vetustissima, 394 nucleotides. Its product is annotated as larval cuticle protein 9-like. NCBI's taxonomy places the organism in Eukaryota, Metazoa, Arthropoda, Insecta, Diptera, Muscidae. The transcript is spliced from 2 exons. The coding region runs from base 1 to 381 and encodes 126 amino acids. The record is from RefSeq and is a predicted model, not a curated record.